GAGAAAUUCUUAGCAAACUUCCUCAAUCCAGUCAAGUUGAAGAAAUGCUUAUUAUGCAAACUCUUAAAAUAACAUCUACUGGAUUCACUCAAAGAAAAUGCCUUUAUAAAUUACUUGGAUUAAAUAAGAAGAAAAGUGCAAUAGGUCACUGUUGUGAUUUAAUUUUAUGUGAUCAAUAUGAUUAUGUACAUUUGGUUGGUGAAGUGAGUGGACCACCCUCAAAAAAACUUCCAAAUAAAGAAAGAUUUGAUCUUGGUAGAAACAAUCGCAAUGCCAAAAAUGAAAAAAGCUUAUGCAAACUGGCUAUAAUUGCAGAGUUUGGACCAAUUUUAGAGGAAUUAGAUUUAGAUAUUCUGUUAAAUGAAUUAUAUGUAUUCAUGAUCCAAGUAAAAA
Messenger RNA from Cetraspora pellucida, 393 nucleotides. Lineage: Eukaryota; Fungi; Glomeromycota; Glomeromycetes; Diversisporales; Gigasporaceae. The record is from the annotation of a GenBank genome assembly.